AUGGAUUUGAACGGAAAGUACCGGGCUAAUAUAACUGCAGAUGAAGAGCUUAGGAUCGCUGGUGCUUUUAAAGAUGGGGAGCAAGUCGUUGUAGAACCGCUCUCAUAUGAUCUACUAUAUCCGGACUCUCUUGAGAGCGGCAGGAUCAUCCAACUUGCGCAACACCUUUUUGCUCUCUACUCUUGCUUGAAGACCGUCGAGAAUGAGAUUAUGAAGUAUUGCAUCUUCAAUCCUAGCUGUCAUAUUCUAAUUUUUCUUUUAUCUAGUCCAAAACCACCUUCAACAAACGAACCAGGUUGCCCUCGCGUGUUCGGGAAGAUUCUCAAUAGCGAGACCAAUCAAACCGGGCAACUAGAAUUCAAGAAGCUUCGCAAGGAACAUUGGCAAGUUGCGGGUCAAACCAUUAACUACCUGAACCUCAUCUUUGACGCAACUCUUGACGGAAUUAAUGUGCUUGCGAAAGUGCUCCUUCGCCCAUAUGGGAACGACGUUCAUGUCCAUCUCGCGGCUCAAAAUAUGGCUCCUCAGCUAUACGGAACUUCCAUUGUGCAUGGUGUUGCGCGUGUAGCGGUCAUGCAACUCUUGGAGGAUGGCUGGAUCACGCUAUUCGACUAUCGUCAUAAUUGGCACCGGAAUGGUAUCCAAGAAGAGCCCAAGAUCCGCCUCUUGAAACGACUGGAGGAAAUUCUCGAAUGUCUGGAAUCUGGGGGGAUGGUUCAUGGCGACUUUCGCAUGGCGAACAUUAUGUUGAAAAUAGGCGAAGAAGAGAAAGCGGUGUUGAUCGAUUUCGACUGGGCUGGAGAAGCUGGGAAAGUAAAGUACCCCGUCACCCGUAGUGAUGACUUAGGGUAUCCUGGAGAGCCAGGAGGGCCUAUUUCGGCGGGAGAUGAUCGUCAGUAUUUUGAAACGUGGCGUAACGAGCUAAAUUCAACUGUGGAUCCUCAAUAA
Messenger RNA from Acaulospora colombiana, 948 nucleotides. The record is from the annotation of a GenBank genome assembly. Lineage: Eukaryota; Fungi; Glomeromycota; Glomeromycetes; Diversisporales; Acaulosporaceae.